Molecule: messenger RNA, 336 nt
Organism: Saxophila tyrrhenica
Lineage: Eukaryota; Fungi; Ascomycota; Dothideomycetes; Mycosphaerellales; Extremaceae
Exons: 4
Coding region: 1-336 (111 amino acids)
Source: RefSeq, a predicted model, not a curated record
AUGCAUAAUGCCACGAACGUCGACCUGACCAGCUAUGCGACGAGCAAGGCUGCGACCGAUCACCUGGUGAAGCUUCUAGCUGCCAAAUUCCGCCGAUUCUACGUCCGUGUGGUCGGCAUCAACCCGGGGUUCGUCCCAAGCCAGAUGAACCCUGUUGGAGAGGAGGGCAACAUUUUCAGCUCUCUGUUCGAUCGAGUCCCUGCGAAGCGCGCAGGGAUUGCAGAAGACAUUGCUGGAACGGUCAUGUAUCUCGUCAGUCGAGCGGGUGCCUACGUCGACGGCGUCUCUUUAUGUGUUGAUGGAGGCCGUGUGCUAGUUGCCGAUGGACAGGAAUGA